CACAUAGUACUUUAUUUCCACUCUGGACUAGCCCCUACCAGCAUUACAUUAGAUUUAUGGCAACACACUCAAUCCAAUACAUAAAUCAUACAAUCAUAUGGAAAAUCAUUUAGGCAACCACGUGACACAAUAAAAUAAUACAUAUGCAAAGGAGGGGAAGUUAAGAGAACACAAACAAUAGAAAUUAUAUAAUUAUGUCUUCAUUGCCAUCAUAGUUAUUCAAAACACAUCAGUGACUAGGAACAUACAACCAAUAGAUGGUGCUGUCCCACACAAUGUUCCUGUGGAUGGUUGGGAUUCCAUUAAAGUGUUCAACAAACAGAUGGCUCUUUACCACAGAAUGUCCAAUAAACAAUAUAACAAAUAAACAAUAUAACAAUGCAUAAUAUGUAAAACUUAAUUAUUUUUCCCUGAGGAAUUUCAUGCUAUAUGAAUGAAACGCGUAGAGCAGUGUGCAGUGUAUGAGAGCUCUCUUUUUUAUAUAUAUUUUUUAUUAUUUUGUGCCUUAAGAAGAGUUUUUCUUUAACCCUGGAACACAUGGCUGGGACUCUCGUUCUUCUUGCCACAAGUAUCAGUUUUGAUGUGCCUGAUUUCUGAUUUUAUUGGUAAGUGCAAUCUGUUAUUAAUAUUUUCACUGUGAUUGGAAGCUCUGCACCAUCAUUUAUUUUCCUUUCAUUCCUUAUGUACUGAACUUGUCACAAAGAAAGUCUUCAGUUAUACUGAUAUGCCUUUAAUGAAUUUGGGUUUGUGGGUGAAUUUCACUACAUUACACCUAUUUUGAAGACUUGGAGAAGUCAUUAUCUACAUACUUACAGUGAAUAGGGAUAAUCUAUUUGCUUGAUAUAUCACCCUCACUAAGUGUUUUUUUCCCACCAAUUUAGAGGUGUUUCUGUUACUUUUUGUAUAAUAUGUAAAUUGACUGCUACCAUCACAAUGUCCAAAUCUGAAAUCCAGGGUCUUACCAUAACAGCAGCUUUGUGUGCCCAGCUAAUGCAAUCAUUCGUUUUUCAAUGGAAAAAUCAAGUCUAAAGUGUCUAGGACAGAGGUAGGCAAACGUUGGCAUUCCAGAUGUUGGACAAUGGUGUCCCAUGAUUCUUUGCCAGCACUGCUGCUCUAAGAGCUUUAUGGGAGAUUUAGUCUGUAACACCUGGAAUACCAAAGGUGGCCUACCCCUGACCUAGGAGUUCACCUAACAGUAUCCACUAGGGAACUGUACUCCCAUAAUCCCCCCCAUUGUAGCAAACCAUUAAGAGUGAUAUACAGCGCUGGACCCUUCUUCAUUACAUGGCUGGGCAGUAUUAAUAGAAAUGAACAUUAUUCCACCUCUUUUAUAUUUAUUUCAUACACUACCAAUAUAUAGUUCAUUGUACUUUGCUUAACUUGUCGAUUCUUACCCAAUUCACCAAUUAAGCCUCUACUAAAAUUUUAUACACUUACCUCACCAAGUAGAGAUGGGGGACUUGCGAUGCCUGACCCUUACAACUACUACCAGCCCUACAUCUUCUGCAUCUUUUGGAAUGUGCACCCAAAUUAUGGACAACAUUGGGAAAGCUAGAGGUGAAAUGCCACCUCUCUUCCCUGCUUUGGCUACCUCCCUGGUUUCAUUAUCAAAUAUUAAUGGAGAAUUCAAUUUCCUCGUCCACAAACUCCAUUUGAAAAUAGAAUCCUACAACUCUAGGCCAAUCUCCAACAGCAUUUGGCAGAUUUACUUAUUGUUUAAAAUGAACACAGUUUCCAGCCUCCCACAAUUGGAGGAAGAUAUUAAUCUCAUAUUUCCAACUACCAGUGGCAAAAAUGUGCUUCCUCGUGCAAUACUGUUCAAUCUCCUCACGCACUCAAAAAAUGGCCUAUAUAGUGCAGACUCUGUGGUAUGUUCCAAACUAAAGAAGCCUGUGUAGGCGUUGUCAGCAGCACCACCACAUGCUUUCAUGAGUGGUCUUAUUGCUCUUAGAUCACAAUGUUUUGGUCACAGACAUGCAAUUAUUUCCUCUGUUGUCUUUGACCCCCUCAGUCACUUGGUUGCUGCAAUAACACGGUUACAAUAUAUUUCACACAGACACAAUUGCCAGAGCAUGCAUUCUUACCCUACAAUCGUGUAUACACAAUUUGCAUAAUUGCUAAUUAAAUUUGUUUACGGCAAACUUUAUUAUUCAUUUUAAAGUAUCAACAAAUUCCGUAGCCCUGUACAAUAGGUGGACUAACAGACAUGUAUUUGCAACAAGAGGAGCUGGGCGCACAGGAACAGAGGGUGUUGAGGGCCCUACCCUUACUUUCUAGAUUGCAAAUUAUUCCUUUAUUAAAGUUCCUGAAAGGAACACUAUAGUCACCUAAAUUACUUUAGCGAAAUAAAGCAGUUUUAGUGUAUAG
Pelobates cultripes (western spadefoot toad) is the source of this 2367-nucleotide messenger RNA. NCBI's taxonomy places the organism in Eukaryota, Metazoa, Chordata, Amphibia, Anura, Pelobatidae. The record is from the annotation of a GenBank genome assembly.